AUGGUCGCUAAUUUCUUCAGUAGCAGGAUGAAUAGAAACCCAGUUGUGGAUGAUCUAACCAAGAACAUGGAGUCACUUCAGUUCCAAAACAGAUCUAAUAAUGGCUAUACCAAUGACAAAUUUAGCUUUGAACCAAACUCACCAAUGAAUAAGGAAAACCGUCCUUUGGAAUAUACUUCACCUUCAAGACUGAACCAACCAACAAGUAAUGGUACAAGUCCAUUAAGAUCCACAAGACAUAGAGAACUUCAACCUAAACCUUUGAGCACAAAACAUAAACGUAUGGUAAAUGUUUGUCAAAUGUAUUUUUUGGAUUACUAUUGUGACUAUUUUGACUAUGUCAUCACCAGAAGAGAACGUACAAGAACUGUUCUAAACAAUAUCAAUAGAUCAAGAAAUCCUGAGAUGGAGUGGAGAAGUUAUGUUAAUAAUGAAAGCUCAAACUUGAGAAAAAGAAGACUGAAACCUAAAAACAAAGAUUUUGAAAUCAUUACUCAAAUUGGUCAAGGUGGUUAUGGUCAAGUUUACCUUUCCAGAAAGAAGGAUUCAAAAGAAAUUUGUGCUUUGAAAGUUAUUUCUAAAUCAAUGAUUGUUAGAAUGAAUGAAACUGAACAUUUAUUGACAGAACGUGAAAUUUUAGCUGCAUCAAGAAGUGACUGGCUUGUUAAGCUAUUAUAUUCCUUUCAAGAUACUACAAGUGUCUAUUUAGGUAUGGAAUAUGUUCCAGGUGGUGAUUUCAGAACAUUAUUAAGUAACUGUCACACUUUAGCUCCACCACAUUGUCGUUUCUACUUAGCUGAGAUGUUUGCUUCAUUAAAUGAUUUACAUAAGACAGGGUUCAUUCAUAGAGAUUUAAAACCUGAGAAUUUUUUGAUUGAUUCAAAAGGUCAUUUGAAAUUAACAGAUUUUGGGUUAGCUUGUGGUACAAUUGCAGAUGAAAGAAUACAUUCAAUGAAAAUCAAAUUAGAAAAAAUUGGUGAUGCUUUUGGUAAACCAAGACCAGAUAGAACUCUCUUAGAAAGAAGAAAAAUGUAUCAACAACUGAGAGAAACUGACCUAAAUUAUUCAAAAUCCGUUGUUGGUAGUCCAGAUUAUAUGGCAAUUGAUAUUGUUAAAGGUUAUGCAUAUGAUAAGACAGUCGAUUAUUGGUCUAUUGGAUGUAUAUUAUUUGAGUGCUUAUGUGGAUUUUCACCAUUCAGUGGUGAAUCAACUGAAGAGACUUAUUCAAAUUUGAAGAAUUGGAAAUCAUAUUUUGUUAGACCAAAAAACAGCGAUGGCUCAUAUGUAUUUAGUGAUAGAACUUGGGAAUUCUUAACUCGUUUAAUUGCUGAUAGUCCAAAUCGUCUGAAAACUUUUGAACAAGUUAAAAGAAUGAAUUAUUUUGCAGGAGUUGAUUUUGACAAUUUAAGAAAUAAAUCACCACCUUUCAUUCCUUCAUUAGAUUCUGAUCUUGAUGCUGGUUAUUUCGAUGAUUUUGAAGAUGAAGGUGAUAUGGCUAAAUAUGCCGAAGUUUUCAAUAAACAAGCACAUAUUGAAAAACUGGCAAGUCAAAACAAACAAAAACCACCAAAUUUUGUUGGGUUUACAUUCAAACAUAAAGGACAAAUGAAUGAUAUUAGAAAUAUGUUUGAAAAUACUACCAAGGAUCCAUUCUCAACAUUAUAUUAG
Messenger RNA from Hansenula ciferrii, 1668 nucleotides. It is a transcript of the gene DBF2, whose product is annotated as Cell cycle protein kinase. The transcript has a single exon. Gene Ontology annotation, biological process: peptidyl-serine phosphorylation; intracellular signal transduction. The coding region runs from base 1 to 1668 and encodes 555 amino acids. Gene Ontology annotation, cellular component: spindle pole body. The record is from RefSeq and is a predicted model, not a curated record. Gene Ontology annotation, molecular function: protein serine/threonine kinase activity; ATP binding. Lineage: Eukaryota; Fungi; Ascomycota; Saccharomycetes; Phaffomycetales; Wickerhamomycetaceae.